AUGAAAACCAUCAGCCACCACCACCACCACCACCACAACUACGAAUCACCACCAUCAUCACCACCAUCAUCACCACCAUCAUCACCACCAUCAUCACCACCAUCAUCACCACGAACUCAUCGACUCACUCACAUCCAUCAUCAUCAUCAUUGGACAGUCCAUCACAACAACUAUUUCCAAAAGAAAAGAAGAAAUCAUCCAUCAUCAUUCUCAUCACUUUCAUCAUUCAUUGGUUGUUUAUAUUUCAUUCUAUUCUUGUGCAACAGUGUUGUUGUUGUUGGAUUGAACAUUUUGAAUCAAAAGUACUCGAGUACCACUCCUAAAAGAUCACUAACCAUUCCGAAUAAUUCUCACUCUAUUCAAGACAAUAAUUUCAUUCCCAUCAGUAAUAACAUUCCAAUCAAUGAUCAUGUCAAUAAUGAUGUGAAAUAUUAUAAAUCUAAUUUUGUGAUUGUAUCCACACCACCUUCAACAAUUAUUGGAUAUAUUAAAUUAUCACCUUGUAUUAAAUAUUUAAAUAUUCCAAUGACACUCUAUGUGAAUGUAGUAAAAGUAGUCACAUUUCAUGAAAACAGUAUAAAAGUAUCUCAUCAAAAAAGUAUAAAAGUAUCUCAUCAAAAAAGUAUAUUUAAUCAUUCAAUACCAGAUUUGAAAACAUCAUCCUUCACUCCUCAACAACAACUCAAUCAAUAUCCCAUUCUCAUUCAUUCCAUUUCAGAUUCUAUUUAUUAUUCCAUUGAUUUAAAAGAUUUUUUUCAUGAUUAUUCUUCGACUCAAUCGAAUCAUUUCAUUAUUUACAUGGCAGUAAAAACACUUCAAUAUCAAAAUUAUGAAUUAACACUCUCUACUCAAUCCAUUAUUUUAGAUAAUGAAUUACCGAUUCGAAAUAAGAAAUUAUCCUAUCAUUUAUUUAAACAAUACUUGUCUAAGAGUAGUAGUGAUGAUCAUCAUAAUAUUACCAUAGAUAGUAAUAAUACUAAAAUCAAUACCAAUCCUCAACACAGUAAUGUCAUGACACAAAUAAUACCACCAACACAAUCAUCACUACCACUCUAUCGAUAUGGUAUUCAAUUACAAUGGUAUCCUCCAUCUUCAAAUAUUUUAACAUUUAAAUACAAGGUUUAUUUUAGUACAACGAAUAGUAUUUGUAAUUUAGAUACAUUGUGUGGAAUGUUAUCUGGAAAUUGUAAAGAAUUGAGUGGAUCUGAAUUUUAUUCCUAUGCCUUGUAUGAGAAUACAGAUUACUACAAUCAAACAUUCUUUUUACCUUUAAAUUUUGAUGAUACAGAAAUUGCACAUUUAGAUAUCAAUAUUGUGGUGUUAGAUUCAAGUAAAUUUGGAUUAGCCAAUCAAUAUGGAUUAUACAAUUCGACACAAUAUGAUGCACGACAUUCCAAUAAUACUAAUUACACCAAUUUGAUUAUAUUUUUAGUAUUCAUUGUGACCAUUCCAACAUUUAUUUUGAUAUUAUUUGCAUCGUGUUUGGGAGUUUAUUUUUGUCAAAAGAAACGAAAUAGUGAUGAUGUUCAGUCCAAUUCACUGAUUUCUUCUUCAUUGAAUCAUUAUCAGCAGAAUUAUGGAGGGGAUGGCGACACUUCUGAAAUCAUUCCAAAAAAGAAAAAAGAGACCAAUGAAAUUGAUCGAUAUCAAUACAAUGUCGUGUAUUAA
This is a messenger RNA of Naegleria fowleri, 1668 nucleotides long. RefSeq lists its product as uncharacterized. The transcript has a single exon. The record is from RefSeq and is a predicted model, not a curated record. Lineage: Eukaryota; Heterolobosea; Eutetramitea; Acrasida; Naegleriidae. Bases 1 to 1668 code for a protein of 555 amino acids.